AUUGGAAAAUCCUAUCUGAGUUCAAGAUCAAUUUUGAUUGAAUUGAAAUGAUUUUCGAUAUUUUAGUAUAUUCAGUUUUAAGUGAGUUAUUGAGCGGUACUGCAUCAUGACAGAGAACGAAAACAACGGAUUCAUAGUGACAGUGAAGAUCAUUCGAUUUCUAUUGAAUCUACUGUCGAGAGCAGGCUUAGCAGGUGUUGUUACUUACUCGAUUUGGCUUCCAAUAGAACAUUACCAUUACUGGUUUUCUUGGCAUGUUAUUCUUUGUACACUAGGGUAUGUCCCGAUCAUGACAGAAUCUCUACUACUCUUCAAUGGGGAUGAUGGCUGGUCUGAACUCGUUACAAAAAGAACAAAGUAUAUCAUACAUGGAGUUCUCAUAACCUCAGGAACUGUUUGUUUUACAGCAGGAAACAUCACUUUGAUGUAUUUCACCAAAUCUAAACAUUUCUCUACUGUUCAUGGAAUCACAGGUUUGAUUUCCAUGAUUCUUUGUCUUUUGUCACUUCUUCUUGGUCUGGCAACUUAUAACUCAACAAAGCUCAGGAAAUGCGUCAGACCUGUGUUACUGAAAUUCAUUCACAACCUAGUCGGUAUAAUAGGAUACAUCAUUGGUAUUAUCAGCCUAUGCUAUGCUUUUUAUACUAGAUGGUGGAUUUUCUAUACCGAGGAAAAUUCAAGAUUAGCAGCAGUUAUAGUUACAGUUAUAACAACAUUAUGGACUCUGAAUGGAAGUAUUUGUUCUGGAUAUAAUCAAAUCAACUCCCUACUAAGAUGAAAGUUCCAGCAAAAUUUCGUUAUUAUGAUCAAUGCCAGAAAUUUAGUGGACGACUUUCUAUUAUCUGAUCGAGAACACUCAAUUUCCGAUCAUAACAUUUCAUUCCUAUCGAAUCAACAUUUGUGUAAAUUAUGGCUGUUUGCACCGUUUGUCUAAACAACGAUUAUAUUCUUAAACAACGUUUAAUUCCUUAACCGGAUUGCACCGUUCCUAAACGUUGAUUAUAAGGCCCUUAAACGUUGUUUAAACUAAACGCAGAAAUUUGCUCGAUUAAAACUUUGAUUGAAGUAAUACUUCAAAUUCGAUUGACAACUGUGUUUUCUAUUUGUGUUGAUAUGAAAUUCGAAUUAAUAAUGGAUGAUUUGGAAUAUGAGAUAUUAUUUGAUGAUGUUCUUGAUGCACUUGGCAAUAUCGAAUUUAGAUUUCCCAGAUGUUUUACCCGUAGAAGAAAUUAUUUCGAACGAAUGGACCUCACUUUUUUCAGAAGAUUUCGUUUAACGAAAGAAACCGUGCCGUGUUAUUUUUUUUUGCUAUAUAUUGAGAAUGAUUUGAAAUCUAAUAAUUAGAUAUAUUAUACAAAUAUAGAUAAUUCAGGAAUAAUAGUGUUGACCCAAUAAAUCAAUUGCUAGCUA
Coccinella septempunctata (seven-spotted ladybird) is the source of this 1410-nucleotide messenger RNA. Its product is annotated as transmembrane reductase CYB561D2-like. The transcript has 3 exons. Bases 107 to 778 code for a protein of 223 amino acids. Lineage: Eukaryota; Metazoa; Arthropoda; Insecta; Coleoptera; Coccinellidae. Gene Ontology annotation, molecular function: transmembrane monodehydroascorbate reductase activity. The record is from RefSeq and is a predicted model, not a curated record.